AUGAGUUCCCAAUACAAUAAUCCCGAGGCUGGCAGUUCCACGCAACAGAAGGGCAGCAUUUCGAAUUUGACCAGGAACCUAUUAUCUUCGUCGCAGCAGCAGAUCGGAAAGCCACCGAGUCUGAAUGAGCUAUCGAUGCAGCCACAUCAAACUAGUGGCCAUCCAUCGAGUUAUAACACAUCGCAUGCAUCGUCAUUCAACAAAUUCAUACCUACGGAAGACGACCGGGGAAAUAACGAUCUGAAAGUUUCCCAGUCAAUUGAUUACCAUAACAGUUACAAUUAUAAUAAUCCUAAUAGUCAUUUCACCAACUUUUCGUACCCAAAUCAACCCAGUUUCAUAUAUCGCAACAAUGCCAACCUGCAAUACAUACCAUCAAACAAUGAUUCGGUCAACUACAUACCUUCGGGUCACAACACACCCACAGCUGUCAGCAGUUCAUAUUCUUCAAUUAACUCGUAUACUCCAGCGAUGCCAGGUGGUAACUCGUUUGGUGUCCAAACACAACCCCAGCAUAAUUCUGCUGCUCAAAGCCUCAGACCUGCUGGGCUCAUCUCAACCGGGCAACCAACUACAAAUAUUUCAAUUGAGUCUGUAAACACAGCAAACCAAUCGCUUAGCUCCAGCUCGAUCAAUAGCUCAAGAAUUCCGCAGCCAGGCACAUCGACAAAUUCUAAUUAUGGUUUUGAUGGUUCUAAAUCUUUUCAGUAUCAGCCUCAACUGCAUACGAACUCAUAUGCUCCAAAUCCAUCACAGUCAAUGCCUACUAAUAUAAAUAAGGUUCCAGCUCAAAAUCAGGAGUUUCAAUCACAGCAGCUGCAAUUAAAUUCUUACAAUAAUCAGCAGUCACAUUUUUUUCAGGAACCUGAUCAUUAUAUGACGUACAAGGAAUUUUUACAAAAUUUGACAAGCGAAUCUUCUGAAGAUGAUGAUGAUGAACAUUUGGACAUCGUUGACUAUCCUGUUAAUGAUUUAAUACUAAUGUUAUCAUGUUUAUUGACUAAAAUAAUUGAAGCUAAUGAUAAAUUACACCCUAACCAUUUCGAUAAUACAAUCGCAGUUCGCCAGAAAAUGAAGGAAGAAAAGAAGAACAAAAAGUUAGAAAAAUUAAAACAAAAGCAAGCUUCAAUUGAUUCAAAUAUCGAUCCAGACGAUUUAAGUAAUGAUGACUACGAAGAUGAUGAUGAAGAUGAUGAUGAUGAAAUGAAAAAUAAGUAUUUAGCUAAUGUAUUAGCAUUUCAUGGUACAAACGUUCCUGGUAUAUCUUUGCAUGCUUACUUGGCGAGAGUAUUGAAAUACUGCCCUGUAACUAAUGAAGUUUUUUUGUCAUUGUUGGUGUAUUUUGAUCGCAUUGCAAAGAAAGCAAAUAACCUCAAACAAUUCAAGAGCAAUGAUGGCGAGCAAGAUCAAGAGCAAGAGCCGGAGCAGCUAUUCGUCAUGGACUCUUAUAAUAUCCAUAGGCUAAUUAUAUCUGGUAUCACAGUUUCAUCAAAGUUUUUCUCAGAUAUAUUUUAUAAAAAUUUAAGAUAUGCAAAGGUUGGAGGUUUACCUUUAGAAGAAUUAAAUUAUCUUGAAUUACAGUUCUUAUUGUUGUUAGAUUUUAAGUUGAUGAUUUCGGUAGAAGAUUUGCAAAAUUAUGGCGAUUUACUACUAAGAUUUUGGAAACGAGAACAAGUUACUAAUGAGCUUGUAAAUGGUCCACAAAGCCCUAGUCAGAUGAAUGGAUAG
This is a messenger RNA of Debaryomyces fabryi, 1728 nucleotides long. It is a transcript of the gene PCL7, whose product is annotated as Pcl7p. Bases 1 to 1728 code for a protein of 575 amino acids. The record is from RefSeq and is a predicted model, not a curated record. Gene Ontology annotation, molecular function: protein kinase binding; cyclin-dependent protein serine/threonine kinase regulator activity. Lineage: Eukaryota; Fungi; Ascomycota; Pichiomycetes; Serinales; Debaryomycetaceae. The transcript has a single exon. Gene Ontology annotation, biological process: regulation of cyclin-dependent protein serine/threonine kinase activity. Gene Ontology annotation, cellular component: cyclin-dependent protein kinase holoenzyme complex; nucleus.